Molecule: messenger RNA, 2128 nt
Organism: Rhododendron vialii
Lineage: Eukaryota; Viridiplantae; Streptophyta; Magnoliopsida; Ericales; Ericaceae
Product: serine hydroxymethyltransferase 3, chloroplastic-like
Exons: 12
Coding region: 209-1801 (530 amino acids)
Biological process (GO): tetrahydrofolate interconversion; folic acid metabolic process; L-serine catabolic process
Cellular component (GO): cytoplasm
Molecular function (GO): cobalt ion binding; serine binding; zinc ion binding
Source: RefSeq, a predicted model, not a curated record
CUCUGUAGUUUCUGUUUAGAUUUCUCUCAGAUUACUUCUAAUUUGCAAAAGUGGGAAACUUUCACCUUGCUUUUACUGUUAGUUUGCAAGAAACAGAUUGAGAAAACAAAGUUCCAAUUGCGGAGAUUGUUGUUAUUGUCAUAAAUUUCAAAUAACUCCUUUGUUACUUAAAUUGGUUGCCUUGUGAGUUGUCAAAUUAGAAGCCAAUAUGCAGGCUUGUAGUGGGACUGCAGUCAUGGGUUCUAUUCAACAAUCCAUUUGGGGAAAGGGAUCGGCUUUCCCUCCAAAAGGGUUGGGUUUCAAUGGAAUUGCUCAUCAGGUUAAAACCAAUUCAAUUAUUAAACCUUUUAGAUCUUCUCAACUUGAAGAGAGCUUAGUCACUGGGAGGCCACCUUCUUCUGUUUAUGUUUCUGCACCGGAUAGUCGAGGUAAUGGGAGCAACUUUACGGACUUUGGCCUGGGUGUAGCUGAUUCUGAAGUACGUUCAAUUAUCGACAAAGAAAAGCAACGGCAAUUCAAAAGUUUAGAGCUUAUUGCUUCUGAGAAUUUUACAUCAAGAGCAGUGAUGGAAGCUGUUGGUUCUUGCCUCACGAACAAGUAUUCUGAAGGACUACCGGGCAAAAGGUAUUAUGGUGGCAAUGAGUAUAUUGAUGAGCUAGAAACUCUCUGUCAAGAAAGGGCUUUGGCCACAUUUCACUUGGAUGGGAAGAAGUGGGGUGUCAAUGUUCAGCCAUUAUCUGGUUCUCCUGCUAAUUUUGAGGUUUAUACUGCACUUCUGAAUCCACAUGACCGCAUCAUGGGUCUGGACUUACCCCAUGGGGGCCACUUGUCUCACGGUUUCAUGACUCCUAAACGACGGGUAUCCGCCACAUCCAUAUACUUUGAAUCUAUGCCUUACCGAUUAGACGAAUCUACAGGCCUUGUUGAUUAUGAUAUGCUUGAGAAAACAGCUACUCUCUUUCGGCCAAAACUCAUUAUUGCUGGUGCUAGUGCUUAUCCUCGAGAUUUUGACUAUCGUCGCAUGAGGAAGAUUGCAGAUUCUGUUGGUGCUUUUCUCAUGAUGGAUAUGGCUCAUAUAAGUGGACUUGUUGCUGCUUCUGUAGUUGCUGAUCCUUUUGAGUACUGUGAUGUUGUAACAACAACAACACACAAGUCUCUGAGAGGACCUAGAGGCGGCAUGAUUUUCUUCAAGAAGGAUCCUGUUCUGGGUGUUGAUUUGGAAUCUGCCAUUAACAAUGCAGUUUUCCCCGGGUUACAGGGCGGCCCUCAUAACCAUACUAUUGGGGGACUUGCAGUUUGCCUGAAGAAUGCUCAAUCCUCGGAAUUUGGGGCUUAUCAAAACCAGGUGGUUUCUAAUUGUCAAGCUCUUGCAAGCCGCUUGAUCACAUUGGGAUAUGAACUUGUUUCAGGAGGAAGCGAUAACCACUUGGUUCUAGUGGAUCUCAGACCACUAGGUAUUGAUGGGGCUCGGGCAGAAAAAAUUCUUGAUAUGGCAUCAAUAACACUUAACAAGAAUUCAGUACCUGGUGAUAAAAGCGCGUUAGUACCAGGCGGCAUCCGGAUUGGAUCACCUGCUAUGACUACCAGAGGUUUCACAGAACAAGAAUUCAUUGCAACAGCAGAUUUCAUUCACGAAGGUGUGCUGAUAACGCUUGAUGCAAAGCGGUCUGUUUCAGGUUCAAAGCUCCACGACUUCAUGAAGUUUGUGGGGUCCCCAGAUUUCCCGUUGAUGGAUCGAGUGGCCGAUUUGAGAAGAAGAGUUGAGGCUUUAACAACCAAAUUCCCAUUGCCUGGAUUAUGAGAGGUGUUGCCGAAAACAGAUAGAAAAGAGAAGAAAAAAAAAAAGGUAAUCAUGUCCUGUUUCAGAGAACUAAAUACUCUUGGGUAGGUAAGAUGAUGCACAAUUUUGAUUUCGAGGAGUAAUAGUGAUCAUGUGUCUGUACUCUGAUUUUGGCUAGCUUUGUGCUUCACCUUUGUUGUUGAGAAAUGGAAGUCGUAAGUAGAUAUUGUACUUGUGUUUGUUUUUAUAAGAUACGAGAAUUGAGAGUUCGGUUUGUGAAUUAAAGCCAGGGAACCCUCUUCUCUGACAGGAUCUAUUUGAAGCAUACACUAUUCCGAUUUCCUUUCA